AUGUGUAAGGGUAGAAGAGAUGUUUAUUCCUCAACAGAGUGGAGUGAAGCCGUCACACUGAGACGAUCAUUUAAUAAAGCCAAGUCGACACUGACAGCAGACAAAACCAUCAUACCAGUAGGAGGCGAUGUGACACUGACCUGCUCUGUGGAUUCCUCUGCUGACUGGAAAUACUACUGGUUUAUACGUGACUCAGGUUCAUCUGCUCUUCGGCCCAUACAUGAACCAGUUAACAAGGUCUCAGAAGGAGGCAGCUAUCAGUGCAGAGCAGGAAGAGGAGACCCAGAGAUCUUCACAGAGGACAGCAGAGCAGUCACUGUUUGGAAAACUGUUCCCGAUAAGGCUGUUGUGACUCUGCAACCCAACUGGCCUCUGAUAUACAGUGGUGAGACAAUCACUGUCAGAUGUGAGAUAGAGGGAGGUGGAAACACUCAAUGGGAAUAUGAAUGGAGCAGAAACAACAUGGACAUAUCUCACAAAGAUAAUGAAUACAAGAUUAUCACAGCUUCUGUUUCCCACAGUGGAGACUACAGGUGUAAAGGUAGAAAGGACUCAUAUUCUUCAACAGAGUGGAGUGAUGUCUUCACAUUGACAGUAUCAUCAAAUAAACCCAAACCCACACUGACAGCAGACAAAACCAUCAUACCAGUACGAGGCAGUGUGACACUGACCUGCUCUGUGGACGGUUCUGCUGACUGGUCAUACGUGUUGUACAGACAAACCUCUGAGUCUUCUGAAGCUCAACUCAUAAGAAAUGUUAACCCAAACAGAGUCAUAAGUGUUUAUCAAGUAGGCAUCUACUACUGCAGAGGAGGAAGAGGAGAAUCAGUCUUCUACACAGAGGACAGCAACAAAGUUACUAUUCAGAAAACUGUUUCCAACAAGGCUGUUGUGACUCUGCAACCCAACGGUCCUCUGAUAUACAGUGGUGAGACAAUCACUGUCAGAUUUAAUAAAGCCAAGCCGACACUGACAGCAGACAGCUACAUCAUACCAGUAGGAGGCAGUGUGACACUGACCUGCUAUGUGGAUUCCUCUGCUGAUUGGAAAUACUACUGGUUUAGACGUGACUCAGGUUCUUCUGCUCUUCAGUCCAUAACAAAUGUUAAACCAGUUAACAAGGUCUCAGAAGGAGGCAUCUAUCAGUGCAGAGCAGGAAGAGGAGACCCAGAGAUCUACACAGAGUUCAGCAGUGCAGUCACUGUUUGGAAAACUGAUCCACCAGCAUCUGUCCUCACUGUGUCUCCAUUAUGGCUGAGUCCUGGAGACUCUGUAACUCUGAGCUGUGAGGUUGGACAUCCAUCUGCAGGAUGGAGGUUUUACUGGUAUAAGACUGUUCCCAAACUAUCAGACAACUACAUCUAUGAGCUGCUACCUGGUAGCAUCAAAGGGACUGAACAGGAUUCCUACAUCAUUCAUGGACCGACACACACAGCAGGAUAUAAGUGUAGAGCUGGAAGAGGAGACCCAGUGUAUUACACUCAAUACAGCAAACCUGGGUUUGUUUGGUCUGGAGAUGUUCAUUCAGCAGUGACUCUCAAAGUGAGUCCUGACAGAGUGCAGCACUUCACCUCUGACUCUGUCUCACUGAGCUGUGAAGGAAACUUUACUAAGUGCAGAGUGAGGAGGUUUCCUGAGGACCGCUACAGGUCAGACUGUUAUAACUGGAGGUCCAUGACUGGAUCCACAUGCAACAUCAAGAGAUAUCAGCAGAGUGAUGCAGUGUACUGGUGUGAGUCUGGAUCAGGAGAGUUCAGCAAUGCAGUCAACAUCACUAUACAGAAAGCAGAUAUUAUCCUGGUGAGCCCUGUGCAUCCUGUGACUGAGGGACAGUCUGUUACUCUUGGCUGCAAACUGAAGAGAGGAGAAUUACUUUCCAACGUGUUUUUCUAUCAAAAUGAUAAACUUAUCCAAAAUGAUACCAGAAGAGAGCUGAAUAUCUCUGCAGUGUCAAAGUCAGACGAAGGUUUCUACAGGUGUAAAUACUCAGGAGAAGAAUCAGCACAGAGUUGGAUGUCAGUUCAGGCAGUGUCCAGGCCUGAAAACUCUUCAUCUCUUAUACGAUUAAUUGUUGGGCUGGUUUGUGGAGUUGUACUUAUUAUUCUCCUGAUCCUGUUGUAUCUCUACAGACGAUCCAAAGGUUCUCUCUUUAUCAGGCCAAUCCAGCCUGAGAGCACCAAUCAGAAUGAAACUCAACGUAAUGAAAACUCCUCUUCUCUUCAUGAUGCAGAUGAAUCCCAGAAUAUCACAUAUUCUUCGAUCGAGCUUAAAAACAUUGCUAAGAAGGGAAAGCGUCAAAAAACAGUGGAGAGCUCUGUUUACGCUGAGGUGAAGACAGGAUCUGCUGCAGAUGACGGUCUAACGUAUGCUCAGGUUAACCAUGACAUUAAAGGCAAAGCCAAGAAACACAAAGGAAAAUCAGCUCCUGCAGCAACUGAUGAAGCUGUUUAUUCUGAAGUUAAACCAGGAACAGCUCAUGGUGUGUAAAGACAGCUGUGUGGACAAGGCCAAAUAAAUAUGGUUAACAGCAUUUUAUAACCAUUGUGUGCAUCUCUGCUAUCCAAAUAUCAGCCAUGCUCAAUGCUUCGUACAGUUAAUAUAAUAAGAUUAUAUGAAAUAAUUACAUCAUGUGGAUUUAAUACUUUGUUCUUUAGCAGAAAGUACAAGACUACUGAGGUUUAUGUAGUAUUUCUUCACAGUAUUAUUAUUGUAUUUGUUCAGUUAUUUUUCAAUGUAUUUUUAAAUUUUUGAUUGCAGCUAUUUCAAAAAGCAGCAGGAGGUAUCAGUUUGAAAUGUGUAAAUGAUAUUAACCAGGUGAUAGUGCAGCUUUAAACUCAUAUACUAUAUACAUACAUAUACAUACAUAUAUUUUCUGCAUUAUAUAUUUUCAUACAUAUUUUUCAGUGUUAGAUGAAAAAGCUUCAGGAUGGACGUCAACAGUUACUUUUGUAUUUGUAAUAAACUGCUAUCAAAUGUUACAUGUAACUUUUUCUGUUGUUAUACUGGAAAGUUUUCAUGAAUUUACUGGUGUUAUAUGUGCUUUCG
Messenger RNA from Scomber scombrus (Atlantic mackerel), 3045 nucleotides. RefSeq names its product basement membrane-specific heparan sulfate proteoglycan core protein-like. Lineage: Eukaryota; Metazoa; Chordata; Actinopteri; Scombriformes; Scombridae. Gene Ontology annotation, biological process: cell surface receptor signaling pathway. Gene Ontology annotation, molecular function: transmembrane signaling receptor activity. The record is from RefSeq and is a predicted model, not a curated record. The transcript is spliced from 17 exons. The coding region runs from base 1 to 2487 and encodes 828 amino acids.